AAGCGAAGUUGUUGUAGACAAACCCAGUAACGAACACGAACAGUCAAAUAAGCUUCGCACGAGAUAACGAGGCAGACGGAGUUGGGCAAACUUAUCAGAUAAACUAACUUAAGUUUGUUGAUUUGUUUUAGCACGGUCUAUUUGUUUCUUUAAACGUGAGACUAAACUUCGAAAUUUUUGCAUGGAUUAACUAACACUGAGCGCUCUUUGUGGCACCAUGAGCUUCAACAGAUAGCCCAUGGAAACUAUCGGAGUGUAGCGAUGGAGACGGAUAUGGAUUCGGUGAGAGUAGAAUCCAGUCUGUGGAUCGGUAAUAAGCGCUACAGGGCUUUCCUGAGCGGAUGGUACUUCAGCUGGACUGAGAUCGAUAAGGGGAACCGGGAGAAGAAAACAAUAUUCCAUGUGAAUCGCAAUAGCAGAGGUAACGCACAAGGACUGACGUGGAGUCUGGGCAGGACCCAGUUCUGCUGUCCUAGCCGGGCCGUCCGGGAUCAAUGGAUCACUCAACACCGAACCGCGCUCAAAACCCACAGCCCCUCGCGUCCUCACAGGUUGUUGGUGUUCAUUAAUCCUUUCGGAGGAAAGAAGAGGGGGAAGCAGAUCUUUCACUCUCUAGUGUCCCCUCUGUUUGAGCUGGCUGGCAUCAGCUCUCAUGUUGUGGUGACUGAACGAGCAAAUCAGGCCAGAGACUACAUCCUAAAGAAAGACUUAACAGGGUUUGAUGGAGUGAUAUGUGUGGGCGGAGACGGAAUGUUCAGUGAGUUGCUUCAUGGUGUGAUUGGACGAACGCAACAGGAGGCGGGAGUUUCAGAAAAUGAUCUUACUGCAAUGCUGCAGCCAUGUGACCUCCACAUUGGUGUUAUUCCAGCAGGCUCUACAGACUGUGUGUGUUUCACUACAGUGGGCAUAAACGACCCUGUGACAUCGGCACUGCACAUCAUCAUUGGAGACUCUCAGCCUCUGGAUGUGUGUUCUGUUCAUGAUCAGUCCACAGUGGUGCGUUAUUCCGUUUCACUGGUGGGCUAUGGUUUUUAUGGCGAUGUUCUGGAAGAGAGUGAGAGGCACCGCUGGAUGGGCCCUCUCCGAUAUGAUUAUGCAGGUUGUAUGGUUUACAUGUGUAACAGAAGCUAUUCGGGACUAGUGCAAUAUCUCCCUUCUGAUUCCCAAAUCUCCAGCCCACGGGACAACACUCGCUGUCUCUCAGGAUGCCGAGUGUGUUCAGAGAGCAAAGAGCGGCUGUUUCCCCACUUUGACAGCUCCACCUCCCUCUACAGCUCUAAUGUGAGCCAAUACAGCACAGAGUUAGAGGGUGAAUGGGUGACUGUUGAAGGCACAUUCAAGUGCAUCUCUCUUACGUGUGUGUCAAGCUCAUGUCCACGAAGCCCAAAGGGUCUUUCGCCAUCCGCUCACUUGGCCGAUGGAACAGCAGACCUCAUCCUUGUGCGAGACACUAACCCUCUAAGCUUUCUCACAUACCUGCACAGGCACACAAACAAACAGGAUCAGUUUGACCUGCCAUUUGUUGAAGUCCAUCGUGUCAAGGCAGUUCGGUUUUCUCUACCACCUGGAGAAGAAGAGGACUUUGAGGAGGAGGAAGAGAAAAUUCAGAGCUCCGCUGAGAGAGUACUGGAGGAUCCUGGGAAACUCUGCAGUAAUAACAUUGCAGGUCAUUCACAGCAGCAUCUCACGGGUCAGAAAGAGAAAGCAACUUCAACCAGUAGAUUAAAGAGACCAGGCUUUGUGUGCGGGCCCUGCUGUACUAAACCUCGCUCAGUAUCAGUGUGGAACUGUGAUGGAGAAAUUCUGCCUCAGACUGAGAUCUCUUGCAGAAUACACGGUCAGCUGGUGCGGCUCUUCGCCAGGGGCAUCGAGGAUUCAACAAGAGCUUAAUACCUAAAGCAGAUGAAAUACCAUGCAAAUAAUAUGAAAGAUGAGAAAAGGGAUGCACAGAGUGAAUGUCCUGCAUAAGGCAGAGCAGUGAUGUCAUUUGGAAGAUAUUUCAAAUGUUACAAUAUAUUUUUUAAUUUAAAAAAAAUCCGAUCUGUCAUAAUUCAAUUGAUUUUACGUUUUUUUGCAGAGCAGAAAACUUAUUUAUGCAAUAUUAGAGUGCAAACUGAGCUAUGCUAUUUGUUGCUGUUUUUUAAAGAAUUUUUGCACCUGUCACUCCAGAACAUAAGUGAUGAGUUGUCCUAUUUGUUCUGGAGACACCACAUUCUCUCUUGGGCUUGUACAUGGGAGUGACAGUCACAGACGGGGAGUGACAGACGUGUUUUAAGGGAGUGGACUCAUUCCAGUCAGCAUUCUUACAGUGCAACUGGAAUGUGUUUGUUCAGGACGAUUUAUUAGUAUGUGUUUUCCCCAAUAAAGCAUCUUUUCAAAACUUAAUUUUACUAUUCUUAUUAUAAGAUACAUUAAACACACACAAUAUAUUUAAAUGUUAGCUACCAACAUACAACCAAUGCUUUUGUUUUUCCACAAUAGUGUAAUUGAUCUGUGAUAAUGCUGCUUAAUCAUAAUUUGCAUACAUGACACUGUGAUACUGAUACAUUUAUUCAUACUUGUAUAAAUAGAGAAAGACUGAAUUUAUCUUUAAUAAAAUGCAACAAAUUAACGAUUA
This is a messenger RNA of Danio rerio (zebrafish), 2617 nucleotides long. NCBI's taxonomy places the organism in Eukaryota, Metazoa, Chordata, Actinopteri, Cypriniformes, Danionidae. The record is from RefSeq and is a predicted model, not a curated record.